UCCCUGGGACAUUUCCAUCAGUGGCUCUAUAGCAGGGCGGGUCGUGGGCACUUUGCUGCUCCAAAGAGCUCGGUCUGGGUUCCUGGCCUUGGGCACUGUUAACUCUAGAGCUUGGAAAGGCUUUACAUGGCUUUCACAGAAAACUGUAUUUGUGGUUUAAAAGUCCCUUUUCCUGCAGGACUGUGCGGUCUUCCAGCAGAGUCAGGCUCCUCUGUGUCUGGCACAGUGUGUGUAUGUGGUGGGGGUGGGGCUGGGAUCCACGUGUAGGAGGAGCUGUGCGCAUCUGGGAGCUGUGGCUCGCUGAGCUGGGAAAGAAGCUGGAGUAUGGCCAUGGAGGGACCGCGGAACUUGGAAGGUUAUGAAGAUCUCGAGGCUGGAGACCUGAUGGAGAUUUUCCACACUGGCGAUGAGCAUUGGGCGAUCUAUGUGGGAGGUGGUGAAGUGCUCCAUCUGGACCCUAUAAGUGAGUGCCCUAGGGCUGACUCCUCCAGCACCUACUCCAGCGGGAACAUCAGGGCGGUGGUGAAACAGGAGCAUGUGAGGUACGCAGUGGGAAGCUGCCUCUAUCGAGUGAAUAACUACUUGGACCAGGUGUACAGACUGCGGCCUGUGAAUGAGAUCAUCAGUUCUGCGAGAGAGAUGAUUGGGGCGCAGUUGGAGUACUGUGUUAAGGACAGGAAGUAUAAGCACUUUGUCACCCAUCUGAGAUAUGGCACAGCCUGCAGCAGGCAGUUUUGUGAAGAACCUGAGCCUGGGGACCUCAUUAAUAUUUACAAUAUUGUCUCUAAGCACUGGGCCAUCUAUGUGGGAGGUGGCGAUGUGAUCCAUCUGGCUCCUCUAAGUGAGGACUCUGAGGCUGGCUCCUCCAGCAUCUCCAUUCUGAGCAGAAGGGCGGUGGUGAAACAGGAGCGCCUGCAGGACGUCGUGAACGGCUACCACUAUCAGGUCGACAACUACUGGGACCAGUGGUACACACCACGGCUUGUGAGCAAGAUCAUCAGUUCUGCGAAGGAGAAGAUUGGUCAGGUGGUGGAGUACAGCGUUCUGGACUGGAAGCAUAAGAACUUUGUCACCCAUCUGAGAUAUGGCAUGGCCAACAUGGCCCAGUUUUGUGAAGAACCUGAGCCUGGAGACCUGAUUCAGAUUUUCCGCAUUCGCUAUCAGCACUGGGCCAUCUACGUGGGAGGUGGUGAUGUGAUCCACAUGUCUCCUAAGACCGGGCACCGCUCUGGGCACAUGGAGAGGGCCACAGAAGAGCCAUCAGCUCAUGCAAUCCAAAUUCCAUCCUAGGGACCUAUGGGACCCCCUGUGAUGACUCAGUAGGACAUGGAUGUUCGGUCUGCUCAAGUGCUGUUCAGAGAAAACCCAACUCAGGUUUCCCUUGCUCAGCUCUCUCUUCCCAUUGAUCUCAUUAUGGUAACAAAUAUUCUGAAAAUUAUAUUUUCAACAGUCCUUACUCAUUGGAGCCAGACGGAUCAAAUCACCAUCUCCCACAUAGAUUGCCCAUUCUUUAUAGCCAAUGCCAGAAAUCUCCAUCACCUCUCCAGGCUUGAGAUCUUGGUAAAACUGGAAGAGAAAAACCAGAAAUGGUGUUGAUAGGCUGCUAGGCGACAUCAGAGACCCUGGCUGGGGAGCUGCAGCUCGGCCUGGGGACCCUCCUGCUGACGUUCAUCACUGGUGUGAGCCUGGGGUCGGGGGAAGAUCUCGUAACCCCUGUGGGGUGCUCAGCCUGCUGUCACCUUUAGAGGUUCCCCUACAAACAGGGAUUGGAAGCCUAGAAAAAAUGACCUUGUGAAAUGGGAGAGUGGAGAUUUGUCUAGUGUGUAUAUUACGCCUGUUUGUGUUCUGUAUGUAUGUAUGUGUAUGUGUGUUUUGCUUGUGUGUGUUGUAUGUAUGUGCAUACGUGUAAGCAUGUCUUCUGUGUCUGUGUGUUGUGUAUGUGUAUGUUGUGUGUGUGUGUUGUGUGUGCAUAACGAGGAGGCAGACAUGUAUAUGCAGGUGCUUUGUGCAUGUGCUCCUGAGUUUGUUGACACGACAGCCUGAAUGUGGCAGCCCCAGGCCCAUUCCCAGCAUGGUUGCAUGGGUGAGUCUGGAGAUUCUCUGCUCUUUGCAGAAUGACCCUCAAAUCGUCAUCACGCCUCCUGCCCCUGGUUGUGCGUGGCUGCACCAGGCACCUCCUCCUCCUCAGAAUCCGUCACCUCCAGCCUCAGGACAUCCACCCUUGGAGAUGCCCACCUGAGAGACGAAAACUGACAGCACUGUAAUGGCACUUGAGCCAUCAGGGGACCGUUGUGGGGCCGCUCAGCUUCCAGCACUGAGCGGGCUGCUGCAUUCACACAGCCAGCCCUGGGCCCUUUUCCUACAAUAACUGCAGCCCUCCCACCACGUCCAGGGAAGUAGCAUCACUCCAUUGCUCAGGUGGGAAGCUGAGGCUCAGAGAGGUAAAGGGAAAACAGCACAUAAAACAUUGACCAGCUUACGCUCUUUUUGCUGUGUUAAAGCAGGUUGUUUUCAUCAAGCCUUGCUCAACAUCAGACCCGGCACAGCACAUGUGCCGGGUGGGAACUCAUGGCCUCAGGAUGACAGAUCUGACAAACUUGAGAGCCUUGCCUCCUGUCUCCUUGCCAGAUGACCUCACAAUAAAGUUCUUUCUUUUUUCAAAAGCCA
Molecule: messenger RNA, 2667 nt
Organism: Equus caballus (horse)
Lineage: Eukaryota; Metazoa; Chordata; Mammalia; Perissodactyla; Equidae
Source: RefSeq, a predicted model, not a curated record